Symbiodinium necroappetens is the source of this 675-nucleotide messenger RNA. NCBI's taxonomy places the organism in Eukaryota, Dinophyceae, Suessiales, Symbiodiniaceae. The record is from the annotation of a GenBank genome assembly.
AUGAAUGACAUGCUUCAAAAGGUGAGCCACUUUCUCAAGCAUUCUUGGCUCCAGUACGAGGAUUGCGUGCCAUCCAUGCUGACUGCCACACUGCACAUCAACGAUUCAUCUGCAGUAUCUGGUCACCUGGCGACGUUCAUCGGAGAAACACAAGCCAUGUGGAGCAACGAGGCCUUCAUCGAAGAAGCGCACAUGGCAGUGGGUGCCUUUGAAUGGCACUCUCCGGGGGAGGGCAGCACGGAGAUUGGCACUGGCCGGGGCCGGCUGGCCAUGUCAGCAUAUGCACCACGAUCACACGAUGAAGAGACACUCAGGCAGCCACAGGCGCUGCGGCGUGCCACGCACCAGCGCGACCUCGGCCUCACAGCCUUGCUCAUCAUCCUCACCAGUUGGGGGGACGUGACCUACGUGCAUGGGCUGGUCAAGGGUCUUCCGGCGGUGGGGUUUGCACCGCCCUACGGGGUGUUCCCAGCCCAGGUUGCCGAACCGAUCUCCCUCGAGGACGUCCUGGGCGAUUGGCAGACGGUGGCAUGCCGAAAUCUUUGCCGCUCGAAAUGCAACCGCGCCCUUCACAGCUCACCGUUCCUUGGCCACCUUGAGCACACAGUGGAGUGCCGGAGAAUCAGGCCCUCCAGGCCCAGGGUCUUCAGACAUUUAUCCCAGCCUGAGCGGUAG